CGCGAGCUGGAAGAGUCAAAACGUCCUCACACCUCAGAUCAUUGUUUUUCCUUCUGAUGGCAAAGCCCGCGAACUAACAAACUGUCCGGGGGAAACUGGUGUCUUUUAUCGAUUUGCAAGCUCGAUAAAAAGUGUACGAGUUUUUAUGGAACAUGUCGGAGUCAGAAUUUUACAUGCAAUGUGAUGAGGAGGAACUUGCACCAUGUCAAAGUAACACAGAUGAGACAAAUCAGACAGACAACAUAAAUCAUGUGCUUAACGGACAUGCAGUAUCUUCACCGGCGUCCUCUGUGUCUCCUGCUCCCACUAUGCAGUCUUCUGCCAUCAAGACAACACUUGUGCCAAUUGUUUCUGGUUCUGUUGUACCACAGUCUUUACUGGCUGGUGUUCUUCAGUCUAUUCAGAUUGCUGCAGGAGGCAAGGGACAACAAAUCUACAUUGCCCCAAAGCCAUCUUCAGACAGCCAGAAGAGCAUUGCCACCCCAGUUGGUUACAUCCUGCCUACAGGCCAAGCUGUCACUUUUCUGACUCCUAAUCAGACAGGCUCGUUAAUCUCUCCUCAGCUUGCAUCUCUAUCAAGCACACCACAACCAGCAGCUGUUCAGAUCCCAGUGACGAUCAUCCAGAGCCCAUCUGCUUUAACUGUCACCACAGUAACCUCCAGUGGGAUGCCUGCUGUGAGCACCUCACACCCCAACAGUCUUCCUCACACCUCUUCAGCUGCCUCAGAACUGCCAACAUCAUCUUCAGCACUACAGCUUCUUCCUACUGCUGAUCAAACUCAGGUCUCCUCAAUAAAGACCCAUGUCCGAGCCCAGAAAUCUGCUUUUUCUCCUACUCCUUCCCCCAAAGUAUUUCAGAAUGUUUUCAAGGCGCCUCAGUCCUGUUCUCGCUGUAACGUGGCCUAUAAAGUUGUUCAUGAGCUUCGUGGCUACAUGUGUCACUGUAAUCCAGACCUCAUAAACAGUGUCCAUGCAUUGGCCACCAAACCCCGACAACGGGUCAAGCGGCCCAGGCGUAGCAGUGACCCAGUGCAAUCCAUAUCCAAUGUGUUUAAGAGCACUAUUCCCACCCCUUCCUCCUCAACCCCUGCAAGCAGCAGACAUCCAGUAGCCUCUCCUCCUCCUUCUCUUCCUUCUCCUCCUUCACCUCCUCCUCCCUCUUCUCUGAACCACAUCACUACAUCUGAGAUACCAGAGGGUGUACGAAUCCCUGGCACCGGUGAUUAUGAUAUGCACGGCAAGCUUAUUAUGCUAGUGGAAGACUUCUACUACGGGAAGGACCCUGGACGUCCUGUCCUGAUAGAAAAUAACCAGGUGCCUGUUACGAUGAAAUGCCAUCUCUGCGACAAGAAGCUGAAGAACAACAUCAAGCUGAUGAACCACAUGAAGCACCAUAUGGAAAUGGAGUAUCAGAGGGCUGAUGAGAAAUCCCACACGAUGUGCCAGCACUGCUUCCGCAACUUUAGCACACCCUUCUCCCUGCAGUGCCACCUCGAGGCCGUCCACAGCCAAGUAGAGUCUGCAUCACUUUGCAAGAUCUGUGAGUUGCAUUAUGAGAACACUCCCCUCUUUUUGCAUCAUAUGAAAAACUUUCACAAGCCUGGUGAAAUGCCCUACAUGUGUCAGGUUUGCAAUUUCCGUUCUUCUUUCUACUACGAUGUAAUACUUCAUUUCCGUGAGCUCCACAAGGACACAGGCAAUCUUCUGUGCCCGUACUGCCUCAAAGUGUUCAAGUCCUGCAACAGCUACCAGCUCCACUACAACAAACACCAGAAAAAAUCAGUGUUGCAUUGUGACAAGUGCCGGCUUCAGUUUCUUUACGCAAAGGACAAGGCAGAGCACAAGUUUUUAUUUCACCAGACCCAUCUCAGGCCUGUGCAGCUGCUGGGGCUUAAACCUGGUACUAAGAUAACCAUCCGGGCUUAUUCUGUGACUAAGGUAAACGACAACACUAAUUUCAGUCAACCUGGUACUAGCAGUGAAAGCUCACCUGCACCCUCAGUUCCUGCACCCUCAGUUCCUGCACCUCAGACCGCUUUCAAGAGAAUCACACCUACGAAGAGGAAGCCUGUUGAGAGCAUAUUGGAAGUCAUGACCAAGUUUCAGAAACAGUGUGAGUCUUCCAGAAGUUGGUUCUGCAUCGAAUGUAACUUUGAGAUUCCAGAUUUUUCCUCUCACUUCCCCACAUUUGUGCACUGCUCCUUGUGCCGUUAUAGCACCUGCUGCUCCAGAGCAUAUGCUAACCACAUGAUCAGUUAUCAUGUUCCUCGCAAAACUCUUACUAAAUACCUGAACUUGUACAAGCCCUGUCCGAGGUUGGGUAACCUACGCUGCAGUACCUGUGAGUAUUCCACUGAGAUUGGAGACAUGAUGGCUACACAUCUAGCUAGGAAUCCAAGCCACACCUUCAGCCACUGCAAAUUCAAUGAGGGAUUUUCCGGUGGCUAUAAAAGAUAUGUCUUCAUACCAAGUGAUCUGAUUCGGAAGGGCCAGCGGCUCAACUGUGGAACUGCAUUACAGAAAGAAGAAAUUCAAGUGGAUCAGAAUUCCCUUCCACAAGCCACGAAUCCUGUGCCCCUUCUCAGGGGGUGCAUAAACCCCCCUGAUAGCUCUGCACACACCCCAUCUAUUCCCUCUGAAGUACAACCUGUAGUUGAAAGCACUGUGCCUGACGAGAAUUGUGGGACGCAGCCAAAAGAUUUAACACCAGAGAAAAUAGCACUUGACAGUGAAGCUAACACUCAAGCUGGAGCUAAACCCGGAGGAACUUUUACUAUCGCACAGCUCAAGGUUAUACUCUACGCCCUGUGCUUUGGCGUUCCUCAGGCAGCCAGCCAGUUUGAUAUUCAGCCAGAGGAAGUCCAAUCCUUGCUACUCAAGCGUCAGCUUCAGCUUGGGCCACCAAAGAGCAGAGAAGGGUUAAUUCCUCGUGCAAGUGAUCGGUUAGCAGAGUGGGUGCUGUGUCAGCGUGAGCAGCAGCUUCCUGUAGAUGAAAUUAGUCUUUUUUCCAAAGCUGCACAGUUCAUGAGCGCUGAUGGUGGGCCAGGCAUCUCUUAUGGCUGGGCUGUGGACUUCCUGAUCAACCAUGAUUUAUCUCUGCAGUCAUUAGCCACAUCUCGGCGAAUGCUACCCCAUAAGGUUCAGGAACGUAUGCACAAUUUUACCUCAGUUAUAAAUAAGCAGGUCAGUUCACAUUGCUUGGGUCUGUCAGCCAUUGCUGCUAUGGAUGAGGUUUCCAUUUUUAUAGACAUGGAGCAGCUUGAUCCUGCCUCAGCCGAUUCUUCUUCCAUGAUGUCCGCCUUUAAGUUGGUUGGCGACAAGGAACCGCUUAUAGAUAUUUUACUCGCCUCUCUAGCUGACGGCACUAUCUUACCUACCAUAGUAUUUCUUAGAGGAGAGUCUCUAAGCCCGGAUGCACCGACCUUGCCAGACAUCAUCUUGGAGGCUAAGCCAGAGGGCUUUUCUGAUGAAGAAAGACUCCAGCUAUGGUUUGACAAAGUGUGGCGUCGGCAUGUGAAGCCAAACUCUGGAAGCAUGGGGUUGCUAGUUAUGGAUCCAUAUCGGGGUCACCUAAGUCACAGUUUCCUAGUAUUGCUCAACAAUGCAAACACUGUGCCUGGCAUCAUCCCUCACGCAUGCUCUUGUCGUGUGCAGCCUCUAGAGGCCUGUGUUGGUCUGGUGCUACGAGAGUUCCUGCAAGCUCGAUGGAGCCAGCAUGUGACUGAAGCUCCCCAAGACCUGAUUGGUGCUGUGCCUGCUGACCUAGCCCUUUUGUUGUCAGCUUGGCUCCUUGAAAUGCUGGAUGUCCUAGCAGAAAGGCCAGAAUUUCUUCAGCGCUCUUUUGAGCCAGUGUUGAACUCUAAUUCAGAGUUAGCACCAGGAGGAUUUUCUGAGUUGGUGCAGAAUCUGACAGAAGCUCUCAUGGUGAGCACAAUUCAGGAAGAAGAAUAUGAUGAACCAAAGGCUGAAGACAAAGGCAACAUGUCAUCAGUACGUUCUCCGAGCUUGGCUUCACCAUCAAAUCCCCAAGCUUUGAAGAAAAUCUUUGAGAAAGAUAGUGAUCCAGACACUUUCCAUGGAUUUGAAGAUGCAGAAAUGACAAACUGAUGUCUGAAAAAUCUUCAGGUUGUUUUUAUGCCGAACUUAUUCACAACACACUGCUCUGAAUGAUCUUUGAUUUUGAGUAAGAAAAUAACAUUUGCCUAGUAGCUUAUUGAUCAUGUCUAAGUGUUUCUUGACUGUUCUGUUCAUUUUACAGACGUUGCCUUAGCCUCGUUCUCUCAGUUUCUGUCAGUCACUGAUGAUGAAACAAUUUUUUGGUUAAAAUGUUUUCAUGAGUUUAUCCUCUGUUUAAGAUUUUUCAGCCGUUUAAUAAUUUCAUAAAGUUGGCUGAAACUGCAAAGGUCUUCUCACACACUACUGCAUAAACAUUGGAACACAUGCUGAAGUGAUACUAACGUUACUUUCAGUACGCGUAUCGGUCAUUUAUCUAAUGUGCAAAAAUCCUAAGAAUAUCUUUAAGUUCACCUUAAAAUAUGUCUCCUAUUGUAAUAAUUCCUAUUGUAUCCACGUCCAAUUCUGUCUGCUUUGACUGCUGGACUGUUUUAUAGACCAGCCAAAGUGUCACUGUUCAAUUUUUACUUUGAGUAUUAAUACUGCUAAUGAGCAAAAACAGUCCCCUUGUCUACAAGUGUUGCAGAUUAUCUACUGUAUUUAGGGCUGCAUAUUCACAAUUAAAGGGCUGUCCUUUGAUAUUACAUAAACCUCAUUUUAUCACUAAAACUGAUUUUUUUUUCUAGACGUUUUCUAAAAGGGACAUUUUAUUUUCUAAUCAAUAAAUGCAUUGUUUAUAUUGGUGAUUUUA
This is a messenger RNA of Tachysurus vachellii, 4866 nucleotides long. It is a transcript of the gene pogza, whose product is annotated as pogo transposable element derived with ZNF domain a. Gene Ontology annotation, molecular function: RNA polymerase II cis-regulatory region sequence-specific DNA binding; DNA-binding transcription factor activity, RNA polymerase II-specific. Bases 153 to 4109 code for a protein of 1318 amino acids. Lineage: Eukaryota; Metazoa; Chordata; Actinopteri; Siluriformes; Bagridae. The transcript is spliced from 19 exons. Gene Ontology annotation, biological process: regulation of DNA-templated transcription. The record is from RefSeq and is a predicted model, not a curated record.